Molecule: messenger RNA, 1869 nt
Organism: Odobenus rosmarus divergens (Pacific walrus)
Lineage: Eukaryota; Metazoa; Chordata; Mammalia; Carnivora; Odobenidae
Gene: FH
Product: fumarate hydratase
Exons: 10
Coding region: 6-1532 (508 amino acids)
Biological process (GO): fumarate metabolic process; malate metabolic process; tricarboxylic acid cycle
Cellular component (GO): mitochondrion; tricarboxylic acid cycle heteromeric enzyme complex
Molecular function (GO): fumarate hydratase activity
Source: RefSeq, a predicted model, not a curated record
GCACCAUGUAUCGCGCCGUCCGGCUCCUCGCGCGCUCGCGUCGUCUCGUGCGGCCUCCAGGCUCAGCCUCAGCGACCGGCCUUAGAGCGGUGGCCGUCCUCCCACUGCGGCCCCCGAACUUCGCCCGAAUGGCAAGCCAAAAUUCCUUUAGGAUAGAGUUUGACACCUUUGGUGAACUCAAGGUCCCAAAUGAUAAGUAUUAUGGCGCCCAGACUGUGAGAUCUACGAUGAAUUUUAAGAUUGGAGGUGUGACAGAACGCAUGCCAAUCCCAGUUAUUAAAGCUUUUGGCAUCUUGAAGCGAGCGGCUGCUGAAGUAAACCAGGAUUAUGGUCUUGAUUCAAAGAUUGCUGAGGCCAUAAUGAAGGCAGCAGAUGAGGUAGCCGAAGGUAAAUUAAAUGAUCACUUUCCUCUUGUGGUAUGGCAGACUGGAUCAGGAACCCAGACAAAUAUGAAUGUAAAUGAAGUCAUUAGCAAUAGAGCAAUUGAAAUGCUAGGAGGUGAACUUGGUAGUAAGAAACCCGUGCAUCCCAAUGAUCAUGUUAAUAAAAGCCAGAGCUCGAACGACACAUUUCCCACGGCAAUGCACAUCGCCGCCGCCAUGGAAGUCCAUGAGGUGCUCCUGCCCGGACUGCAGAAGCUGCACGAUGCUCUCGAUGCAAAAUCUAAAGAGUUUGCCCAUAUCAUCAAAAUUGGGCGUACCCACACACAGGAUGCUGUCCCUCUCACCCUCGGGCAGGAAUUCAGUGGUUAUGUUCAGCAGGUGAAAUAUGCGAUGACGAGAAUAAGAGCCACCUUGCCCAGGAUCUAUGAGCUCGCAGCCGGAGGCACUGCUGUCGGCACGGGCUUAAAUACUAGACUUGGCUUUGCAGAGAAGGUGGCCGCCAGAGUGGCUGCACUCACAGGCUUGCCUUUUGUCACAGCUCCAAAUAAAUUUGAAGCUCUGGCUGCGCACGAUGCUCUGGUUGAACUCAGCGGAGCCAUGAACACCACCGCCUGCAGUCUGAUGAAGAUCGCAAACGACAUUCGCUUUCUGGGGUCUGGUCCCCGCUCAGGUCUGGGAGAGCUGAUCUUGCCUGAAAAUGAACCAGGAAGCAGUAUCAUGCCAGGCAAGGUGAAUCCGACCCAGUGUGAGGCGCUGAGCAUGGUCGCCGCCCAGGUCAUGGGCAACCACGUCGCCGUCACCGUCGGGGGCAGCAAUGGCCAUUUCGAGCUGAACGUGUUCAAGCCAAUGAUGAUCAAAAAUGUGUUACACUCAGCCAGGCUGCUGGGGGACGCGGCCGUUUCCUUCACAGAAAACUGCGUCGUGGGAAUCCAGGCCAACACAGAGAGGAUCAACAAGCUGAUGAAUGAAUCUCUAAUGUUGGUGACAGCUCUUAAUCCUCAUAUAGGGUAUGACAAGGCGGCAAAGAUUGCUAAGACAGCACACAAAAAUGGAUCAACCUUAAAGGCGACUGCUAUUGAACUUGGCUAUCUCACUGCAGAGCAGUUUGAUGAGUGGGUGAAACCUAAGGAUAUGCUGGGUCCAAAGUGAUUUAAAUAAAUUCAUAAUAAAAAUAAUUAUGUUCUAUAAAAGAAAUGAAAAAGACUCCUUCUUGUUCUUAAACAGAAAUGGAUGAAUGUGCAAGGAAUCUGCUCCUGAACUUGAAUGUCUCUAGCAGAGCAACUUGGUCGAUAUAUAAAACCCCCCCAGGAUGUGCUGGGUCCAAAGUGAAUUUGGAAAGUGUGAAAUGAAGUGAUUAAAUUGUAUAAAGUCAAAGAAAACGGACUCAUUUUUCUUUUAUGUUAAUUGACUGUUAUAGUCGAUUCUCAUUUCUGUGUGUGUGUGUUUAUUACUUCAUCUGUUUUAUAAAAGAGCCAUAUCAAUUUUU